This is a messenger RNA of Morus notabilis, 2366 nucleotides long. Its product is annotated as UDP-glycosyltransferase 71K1. Gene Ontology annotation, molecular function: UDP-glycosyltransferase activity. Bases 791 to 2200 code for a protein of 469 amino acids. The transcript has 2 exons. NCBI's taxonomy places the organism in Eukaryota, Viridiplantae, Streptophyta, Magnoliopsida, Rosales, Moraceae. The record is from RefSeq and is a predicted model, not a curated record.
CUUCUUUUACUUGUAAAAUGAGCGAUCUUUGUCGAGUGUGAGUUUGAAUUUCUGUGUAAAAUCUAUUCCUGGGGUUGAUUGAUUUAGGACGCUACAUGGUUUCUCGGAUUCUGAAAUUGAAAAAAGGUAUCCCUUUGUGAUUUAACUUGACAGUUUUGGUUCGAUUGGAAGCAAGGUGUUUCGACUUUGCAGUCUUAUUUUCUUUUAGGUGGAUGCUUGAAAUAAUGACCAUAUCAGCAGUAGUGAAGAAUACGCUGAAGGCCAUUGGAACUUCAGUUUCAUUCAAGUCUGGUUGGAGAGUUGCAUUCCACUACAUGCAAACCUAACCUUUCAGGAUAGCACAAGUGAGCAAGCCCCGACUUUGCUUUUUUUGUUAAUUGACACAUCCCACAAGAAUUGUAUUUUUUUUCCCCUUUGGGCACGGAAUGGAAUUACUUGGGUUGUUGCUCUUUCAAUUUACACCAAUAUCUUUGAUGAGGAAUAAAGGAUAGACUAAGACGAAUAUUGAAUUAUUAAAGUGUCGCUAUCAAUACUUUGAUCUUAAGCUCAGGAGAAACAUUGUGGAAGCCAGUACCUUAAAACGUGGGGACACGGCACAAGCGAACAGAAAGAUAAAGGAAUACCUGCCAUUCACCAGCUAACAGGAGCGUCUUGCACCAUGGCCUUAAAGAAAUGAAAAAAAAAAGAAAGAAGAUUGCAAUAAUUGAGCGAGGGAUUAGGAGAAAAAAGAGUGGCAAAAAUAUAUCACGUUAGGACUACAGGAAGAAGUAACAUCCAUCAAGAAGCAGAAAUGAAAAGGUCGGAGUUGGUGUUCAUCCCGGCGCCCGGAAUUGGCCAUCUGAUCUCGACCCUUGAAUUUGCUAACCGCCUAAUCGACCGCCAUGAUCGACUCUCAGUGACAGUUCUCUGCAUGAAGUUUCCUAUUGCCCCCUAUGCUGAUGCAUACACCAAAUCUCUUGUUGGAUCACAAUCCCGUAUCACACUCAUUGACCUCCCUCAGGUAGACCCACCUCUUCCAGAGCGACUGAGAUCGCCAGAGCACUACAUCUAUGUUUACAUAGAGAGUCUCAAUCCUCAUGUCAGAAAUGCACUCUCAGACAUUGUAUUAUCUCGAUCUAACUCUGGCUCAAUCCAAGUUGCUGGUUUGGUUCUCGAUUUCUUCUGCAUGCCGAUGAUGGAUGUGGCCAAUGAAUUCGAUCUCCCUUGUUACAUGUUCUUGACUUCUAACUUAGGAUUUCUGGGUCUCAUGCUCUAUAUUCCAAGUCGCCAUGAGCAGAUCAGCUGCGAGUUCAAAGACUCAGAUCCUGAUAUGAUAUUACCGGGUUUUGUGAGUCCAGUACCUGCAAAUGUUUUGCCUUCGCCUGUGUUCAACAAGGAUGGUGGUUAUACUGCCUAUGUUAAACUUGCUCAGAGGUUCAGAGAGACAAAGGGAAUCAUAGUGAAUUCAUUUACAGAAUUGGAGUCUAAUGCUCUGAACUCAUUGGCUGAUGACCAAACGCCUCCAAUCUACUUGGUUGGACCAGUGCUUGAUCUCAAGGGUCAGGCUCACCCCAGUUUGGAUCAAAUUCAGCGAGAAAGGAUCAUGAAAUGGCUUGAUGAGCAGCCUCCUUUAUCAGUGGUGUUUCUAUGCUUUGGAAGCAUGGGAGGUUUUGGAGAAUCCCAAUUGAGAGAGAUAACAUCUGGGCUCGAACGGAGUGUGCAUCGAUUUGUGUGGUCUAUACGAGUGCCACAACCAAAAGGUCUGGAGGAAAUCUUGCCUGAAGGAUUCUUGGAAAGGAUUGGAGGGAAAGGUUUGAUAUGUAAUGGGUGGGCACCACAGGUGGAGGUCUUGGCUCACAGAGCGACGGGAGGAUUUGUUUCGCAUUGUGGGUGGAACUCCAUAUUGGAGAGCUUAUGGUAUGGAGUGCCAAUUGCAACUUGGCCUAUUUAUGCAGAGCAGCAGAUGAAUGCAUUCCGAAUGGUAAGGGAAUUUGGCUUAGCAGUAGAGUUAAGAUUGGAUUUCAGGAACGGUGAUCUUGUGAUGGCGGACGAGAUUGAAACAGCAGUUACGCGUCUUAUGGAAGGUGAUAGUGAGCUUAGGAAGAAGGUGAAAGAGAUGAGUGAGAUGGCCAGGAAAGCUGUUGCUGAAGGUGGAUCUUCAUUUACUGCAGUUGGAAAAUUUGUAAACGACAUCCCACUAGUGUCUAGUUGUGACUCUUAAUGACUGCAGUAUAUGAAUUUGAUUUUCAUUUCUUUGAGAACCAAGAAUAAAUUAAUCUUCUUUUCUUGCUUGGAUGUGAAGAACAAACUAUCUUCAUAUGGACUCGCGAGUCAGUUUCAGUUUGAUAGUUACUCGGUCAUCAACCUUGAAUCAAGUAAUGGUUCAU